Asparagus officinalis (garden asparagus) is the source of this 855-nucleotide messenger RNA. RefSeq lists its product as uncharacterized. The transcript has a single exon. Bases 1 to 855 code for a protein of 284 amino acids. The record is from RefSeq and is a predicted model, not a curated record. Lineage: Eukaryota; Viridiplantae; Streptophyta; Magnoliopsida; Asparagales; Asparagaceae.
AUGCAGGAAGAAGAAAAAGUUGAGAAAUAUGUGUCCCCCGCUCCUUACAAGCCUCCUCUACCCUUUCCCCAAAGGUUAGCUAAGGCUAAAUUAGAAAAGCAGUUCGGAAAUUUUUUAGAGAUUUUGAAAAAGUUGCACAUCAAUAUCCCGUUCACUGAAGCUAUUUCUCAAAUGCCUUCCUAUGCUAAGUUCUUGAAAGAGAUCCUAUCUAAUAAAAGGAAGUUGAAAGAAUACGAGACUAUGGUCCUUAUUGAGGAGUGUAGUGCUAUCAUCCAAAACAAGUUGCCUCCUAAACUUAAAGAUCCAUGUUCAUUUUAUAUUCCUUGUGUUAUUGUUAAUAUCUCUAUUAACCGUGCUUUGUGUGAUUUAGGUGCAAGCGUAAGUUUGAUGCCGAUGUCUAUUUGUAAGAAGCUUGGUAUAGGUGAUUUGAAGCCAACCACGAUAUCACUCCAAUUGGCGGAUCGAUCGGUAAAAUAUCCGGUAGGUAUACUUGAAGAUGUACCUAUCCAGGUCGGUAAGUUCUUUAUCCCGGUUGAUUUUGUUAUUUUAGAAAUAGAAGAAGAUUCUAACAUUCCAAUUAUAUUAGGAAGACCCUUACUUGCUACUGCAGGUGCUAUAAUCGAUGUUAAAAGUGGAAUGAUCUCCCUAAAUAUUAGAGAGAAAACGAUAGAAUUUGAUUUAAGUAAUGCUAUGAAAUUCCCUCUAACUGAUAAAGUUUGUUACAUGGUCGAUGUGAUUGACAAGUGUACACAUGAGCAACUUGCAAACCAUUACUCAGCUGAUCCACUUGAGAAGUGUUUGGUAAGUGAAGGUUUAAUAAAUGAUAAAGACCCCGAGGUAGCCGCGUAUGCUUAA